GGAAACGAAAAGUUGAAUCUGAAGAGUUCCAGGUUUCAAAAAGAUGGAAGGCAAAUGGUGCAGUAACAGCAAUAGAGAGAAAAGUGCAAUACUUUGCUGAUCCUGCUGAAUGGAAUUCAUCACUUCUCAAGAAAAUUAUUGAAGGUUCUUUUUUAAUGAUACAUGGUGCACGUGCUUCAGGUAAAUCAUCUUGUGUAUUUCGAACUAUGGAACAGCUGAAUGAGAAAGGUUAUUUCUGCUUAUAUGCAAGUUUUGAGGGAUUGACUUAUGAGACUGAUGACUUAAAAUCAGAUUCUUUCUGGAAAAUUUUUAUUAGCCAGUUGCUGAAGUCAAACAGGAGAACUGCUGGAUUGUCUAAUUCUUCACAAACUUGGGAUGAAUUUCUAAGUCUUUUUGAAAAAUGGUCUGAACCUGUGGUUUUGUUCAUUGAUGAAUUUGAUACACUGUAUUCAAUUAGUAAAACAAUCAAAGACAGCCUUUUAGGGUCAUUACGCUCUCUUAAACAGCAACAAAAACGACCCAUCCAUUCUGUGGUUGCCAUUGGGACAUUCAGUAUACUUUAUUUGAACACAAGUAAUCCCCAUGUGUCUCCUUUCAACAUCACAGAGAAAUACCAGAAUCCAGAUUUGCCAUUUAAGCAAGUCAAAGCUUUAUUUGAAGAGUUUAUGAGUGAUAGAGGUAUUGUCAUUGACCCUCUGGUGAUCACAGACAUCUAUGCUUUAACAAAUGGUCAUGCAGGCUUUACUUGCCUUUGUGGGUGUGCUAUUGAUGAAAAAUUACCACCAAAAGAUUUUAAUGGAAGACGAUGUAUUACUUACCAACAUUGGCAAAAAUUUAAACUUAAAACAUUGCCACAAGAGAUAAGGGGAUACCGAACAUUUCAUAAGAUGAUUAAUAAACUCAAAGAACCUCAUUCCAUGGAAGCUGUAAAGUUUCUUCGCCAGUACCUUCUUGAUGCUGUAGAAUUCACAGAAGUUCCUGAUCAGCAUAAUCGUUUGAUAGAAUUCUUGGCAGCAGAAGGUGUCUUGACACCUGCUGAUAGUUCCUUGAACAUGGUCAGAUUAUCAUCCCCCCUUGUUGGUACAUACAUCAAAAUGGAUGUUCUUCCAGAAUUAUUUCCACAUGCACCUCGAAGUGAGAUUCCUCUUGAUAGAUAUCAGAAACUUGAUAUCCUUAAGAUGCUUCAAGUAGUUGUUACUUUCUUUGAUAUGGAUCUCAUUCAUCUGGCACCUUUAUGUUGUUUCAAGAAAGCAACUGUACCUGUUAAUGGUAAAAGUGGGAGGAAAAUUCCUAGGGAAAGCACCUAUGAUCAGGAAUUAAUAAGGAUUUUGAGAAACUGGCUUGUUUCAUACACUGUUACUGGACAAUGGCACUUGACAGAAGUUAGUCAGGAUGGAGAUUAUGUGCAUUGUUAUAUUGACAUUGUAAUCAAUGGUAAUGAAGAAAACAUUGUAUUAGAGCUUGUGGCCACAGCUAAUCAAUCAAAUCUAGAAGAACAUUUUAAUCAUGCUUUGUCCUAUGGUAACAACCUGGCUGCUACUGCAAUUUGGAUUGUGCACUUCACCUGUGAGGAUAGAUAUUGUAAGGCAGAGAAUCCUAUGUAUCAAUCUGAAGAACAGAAAAUUCAAGGACUCAAUGUUGUCCAUUUUUGGCAUAAUGAAAAAUUUGAUGAUUUGAAUUAA
This is a messenger RNA of Entrophospora candida, 1682 nucleotides long. Lineage: Eukaryota; Fungi; Glomeromycota; Glomeromycetes; Entrophosporales; Entrophosporaceae. The record is from the annotation of a GenBank genome assembly.